Molecule: messenger RNA, 1856 nt
Organism: Papilio machaon (common yellow swallowtail)
Lineage: Eukaryota; Metazoa; Arthropoda; Insecta; Lepidoptera; Papilionidae
Gene: Sert
Product: sodium-dependent serotonin transporter
Exons: 13
Coding region: 1-1785 (594 amino acids)
Biological process (GO): sodium ion transmembrane transport; serotonin uptake
Cellular component (GO): membrane; neuron projection
Molecular function (GO): serotonin binding; serotonin:sodium:chloride symporter activity
Source: RefSeq, a predicted model, not a curated record
AUGGCAGCCACGCCGCCCGCCCCUGCGCCCGCGCCCGCACCCGCCCGCGACGACCAUGCUCCGCCACCUGUACAACCGCCUCAACAACAGAAGACACGUUCUAUUGUGGUAUCUCUGACGCCCGCGCGGGAGCGGGAGACGUGGGCGAAGAAGGUCGAGUUCCUGCUGGCUGUGGUCGGGUUUGCGGUCGACCUCGGCAAUGUGUGGCGCUUCCCUUACAUCUGCUACCAGAACGGCGGCGGUGCGUUCCUGAUCCCGUAUUGCAUAAUGCUGCUCUUUGGCGGUCUUCCCCUGUUCUUCAUGGAGCUGGCGCUGGGACAGUACCAUCGCUGCGGAUGUCUUACGCUCUGGAAGAAGAUCUGUCCUGCACUUAAAGGCGUGGGCUACGCAAUUUGCAUGAUCGACAUUUACAUGGGCAUGUACUACAACACGAUCAUCGGCUGGGCAGUGUACUACCUGGUGGCUUCCCUAGCAUCCCUGGGCUCGCAGCUGCCAUGGACCAGCUGCGACAACGAGUGGAACACGCCUCUCUGCACGCCCAUCACCUCGCCGCAGAUCUUUCUCAACGCUACUACGCCUGCCAAGGAAUUCUUCGAACGCAACGUGCUGGAACAACACAGGUCUAACGGGCUGGACGACAUGGGUCCUAUUAAGCCAUCGCUCGCACUCUGCGUCUUUGGAGUCUUCGUCCUCGUCUACUUCUCGCUAUGGAAAGGCGUCAGGAGUGCUGGCAAGGUGGUGUGGGUAACAGCUCUGGCUCCGUAUGUUGUAUUACUGAUUCUGCUUGCAAGAGGCGUCACCUUGCCAGGAGCCACGGAGGGUAUCCGUUACUACCUCACGCCCGAAUGGCAUAAGUUGCAAAACUCCAAGGUAUGGAUUGACGCAGCAUCUCAGAUCUUCUUCUCCCUCGGCCCUGGCUUCGGAACGUUGCUGGCGUUGUCCAGCUACAACAAGUUCGACAACAACUGUUACCGCGACGCACUCCUCACUUCUUCUAUUAAUUGCCUCACCAGCUUCUUAGCCGGAUUCGUCAUCUUCUCCGUCCUAGGGUACAUGGCGCACGUGCAGAACAAGAGCAUUGAAGAGGUGGGUCUAGAGGGCCCGGGGCUGGUGUUCAUUGUGUACCCCGAAGCCAUUGCCACCAUGACAGGUUCCGUCUUCUGGGCCAUCAUAUUCUUCCUUAUGCUCAUCACCUUGGGACUGGACAGUACUUUUGGAGGUUUAGAAGCGGUGACGACAGCACUUUGCGAUGAAUAUCCCCGCGUGUUGGGCAGACACCGAGAGAUAUUUGUUGCUGUUCUCCUGCUCUUCAUCUACAUCUGUGCGUUACCAACCACAACAUACGGCGGUGUAUACUUGGUGGAUCUUCUAAACGUGUACGGCCCCGGUCUGGCGAUCUUGUUCCUGGUGUUCGCGGAGGCAGCGGGCGUAUGCUGGUUAUACGGCGUCGACAGGUUCUCUGAGGACGUGCGCAGCAUGCUUGGACACACUCCCGGGAUAUUUUGGCGCGCUUGCUGGACUUAUAUAAGCCCUGUGUUCCUGCUUGGUCUGUUCGUGUUCUCCGUGUUAUCACACGAGGAGAUGCUGGGCGGCGAGUACACGUACCCUCGCUGGUCUAUUGCUGUUGGCUGGGUGAUGACAGGCACCACCGUCUCCUGCGUGCCCUUGUAUAUCAUCUACAAGUUCAUCAUCACCCCGGGUAGCUGCUACCAGCGUAUAAUAACCAUCAAGCGGCCAGAGGAGAGUUCUGCACCGGCGGGCGAGGUGGCCGUCUGCAGCCUGUGACUGCCGCCGCCCGUCGAGUGGCUCGUCUAACUCUGAUCUCAUCACUUAUCUUCAAAAUCAAGUAAGCCGAC